This is a messenger RNA of Medioppia subpectinata, 803 nucleotides long. The record is from the annotation of a GenBank genome assembly. Lineage: Eukaryota; Metazoa; Arthropoda; Arachnida; Sarcoptiformes; Oppiidae.
GGAAAAUACAUUCAGUCGACCGAUUGAUGAUCAACGAUGGCAUAUUCCAAGCGGCGCAGAAGAGAGCCCUAGAAAUGGCACAAAAAGGGUUCCGAUUCUUUCGGCAUAAGGAUUGGGAGUUCGGAGAGAAUAUCCACUGGACGUCAUCCGAGCACUUGAAUGGCUUGCCGUCAAUCAAUUGUAACGACUCGAUCGGUAAGUGGUAUCGAGAAAUCAAUAACUAUGACUGGGAUUAUCGGCAAUCAAGUAAUGGCACGAUUCGCCACUUCGUGCAACUGGUGUGGGGGUCGACCAAAACGGUGGCCUGUGCUCAGGUGCAGAAUCUGAAUGGACCCAAAGGUGGUGUCUAUACGGUAUGUCUAUACAAACCAAAAGCCGAUUUCCUGGACAAUGAGCUCCAGUGGGAGAAUGUGUUUCCCGAUUACAACGCCUAUAAGGAGAAGACCACUGAGAGCUCAGUGACAGAGAAGGCUGACGACUACGAACACGUCGACGAGUUGGACGACGAGACAGAGCUGGAGAAGGAGUUCAAGGAUGUGGACGACAUCAUCGACACGCGUAAUGCCAAACAACGACUAACACCGGCGCCAAGUCUUGAGGACAUGUUUAUCAAGACUACCACCACUCAGACCGUUGGGUUCGCGAGGAAUGCGUACAUCCAUAAGAAGAAUGGCUAAUUUACCACACCUUAUAAGUUAUAACUUACUCAGCAUUUAUCCAAACUUAUGCACUACAAUAUUCUUAUAUCUAUAAUUAGGAUUAGGGUUACAUUUAUAAUCGAUUUAUUUGAACUUUAUACCGUU